AUGAGCUCAGACUCAAAUGCCGGAUCUAUAGCCACGUUGAUCGGACGUAAAAGAGCCUGGAUGGCUUGCAGUGAAGCAGACCGAGGACAAGCGAAAUAUUUGCGACCCUGUGAGAAGGACGUGGUUUAUCAUGUCCAGGAGGACAAGGGACUUCACCUCCUGCAAGACUCCAUGAGCGGUUGUAGUACAAUUGGAGGUGUUGGGAAGCGGGUGUCCAGCGAGCGUGAACGAACUCGUACUGCCAACGUGAACGAUGCCUUCCUGCUGUUGCGCAGCCUCAUUCCUACUGAGCCGGUCAAUCGGAAGCUAUCAAAGAUUGAGACCCUCCGACUGGCCGCAUCAUACAUCUCGCAUCUGCAUGCCAUCCUGGUGACGGGAAGCUCAGGUCUUGAGCAGCCUUGUCUUCGACACACUAUGUCACCAUCAUGUUCUACAGGUCAAUGUUUACAGGCUCAGAUGACGCUGGAAACGGUCCCUGCAACGGCAGUUUCGGCAGGCCUUGGGGGUCGACAGACAGUGGCUACUCAUCGGCCGGUGUGCACAUUCUGUAUGACUGAGGUGAAGCAACAUCAGAGGGCUCUGAAUGACCAGACUGUGGAGAUCAAGUGA
Protopolystoma xenopodis is the source of this 609-nucleotide messenger RNA. NCBI's taxonomy places the organism in Eukaryota, Metazoa, Platyhelminthes, Monogenea, Polystomatidea, Polystomatidae. The record is from the annotation of a GenBank genome assembly.